Molecule: messenger RNA, 1596 nt
Organism: Anopheles moucheti
Lineage: Eukaryota; Metazoa; Arthropoda; Insecta; Diptera; Culicidae
Gene: CAHbeta
Product: beta carbonic anhydrase 1
Exons: 5
Coding region: 425-1192 (255 amino acids)
Molecular function (GO): zinc ion binding; carbonate dehydratase activity
Source: RefSeq, a predicted model, not a curated record
UUGGGGAGCAUGUAUGUGUGAACGGUUUGGAGCAUUUUAUACUGCUGUCGUGGUGGAACCGAACGAUGAUCGCGGAUCGUGACGAAUGAUCACUGUUUAUGAUCGCACUAUUUUUGCGUCCAGUGUCGCGUUUAAUCGAUCGUACGCUGUGAAGUCAUCUAACGCUUCAAGUGUUCAGAAAUGAUGCUCUUAUAAAAAGGUUCUCGGAGCUCGUGAGUAAUUGUUGCUAACGAGUUGGGGAAACGAUGCUUACGUUUCGGUGACCCGAGCUCAAGCUACGUGUCAAAGUGUUACCAAGUGUCGCGUUUCUCCGGACGAUCCUCCGAUAUUACAUCGCAAAUACACCGACAAAAUUUGGUGGAAACUGCCACCAAAAGGAGGCAACAAAACCAACACCCAUCAGUCAUCAUCAACCGGUGCAGUCAUGGAACGAAUAUUGCGUGGCGUUAUGCGUUAUCGGCAUACGACGCGAGAACAAAUGGUGCAGGAGUUUCGGAAAGUUCGUGACAAUCCUCAGCCAAAAGCCGUCUUUUUCACCUGCAUGGACAGCCGGAUGAUACCGACCAGGUUCACGGAGACACACGUCGGCGAUAUGUUUGUGGUACGAAAUGCGGGCAAUCUCGUACCGCACGCAGAACACUUUCAGGACGAAUAUUUUAGCUGUGAACCGGCGGCCUUGGAGUUGGGCUGUGUUGUAAAUAACAUCAAGCACAUCAUCGUGUGUGGCCACAGUGAUUGCAAGGCGAUGAACUUACUGUAUCAGCUAAAGGAUCCGGAAUUUUCUUCGUUGAAAAAUCGUCGCAUAUCUCCGCUUAGGGCGUGGUUGUGCGAGCACGCCAAUACGAGCCUGGACAAGUUUCAAAAUCUCAAGGAGAUCGGUCUGGACAAACCGUUGAUAUUUUCUUCCGAAACACCGCUUCGCAAAUUUGUCGCAUACAUCGAUCCGGAAAACAAUUUUGCGAUCGAGGAUAAACUGUCGCAGGUUAACACACUGCAACAGAUAGAGAACAUUGCGUCGUACGGAUUCCUAAAACGCCGGCUCGAAUCACACGAUCUCCACAUCCAUGCGCUGUGGUUUGACAUCUACACUGGGGACAUUUAUUUCUUUAGUCGCAACUCGAAACGUUUCAUUGCGAUCGAUGAAAGCUCGAUCGAACGGUUGCUGGACGAGGUACGGCGGUACUAUUCUUGAUUCAGUUGUUGUGUAUGUUUCGGGUGUUUCUGUUUAGAUAGUUAUAGAUGUGCUAUACGGGUUGAGAGAUAUCGCUUUUGUGUACAAAGUGUUGUUUUUUCUUUCUGCUAAAGGAUAGGAAGAUCCUUGCUUUGUAUACAGUUGUUGGUGAAAGUCAGGUUUAGUAAGUGAAUCGUGUUUGUAAAACAAGUGUUUGUUACGAUAUGUGUGUAGUCAAAUGAGAUAAAAGUGCAAUGUAUAAAAUAUAUCCGCAUAGUGAAAUGUUUUGCUAAAAAACAACUAAAAUUUGAACUUGUCUUUCCAUUUUGAGGCACUGAUAACGAUCAAAAUUCUCUAUUUAAAGGUACGGGAAGAACAAAGAAACCAUUAAAAGUACAGCAGCACAAUUCCGACGAAGGUAGACU